Molecule: messenger RNA, 1196 nt
Organism: Arabidopsis arenosa
Lineage: Eukaryota; Viridiplantae; Streptophyta; Magnoliopsida; Brassicales; Brassicaceae
Source: the annotation of a GenBank genome assembly
AUUUGCCAUUGUUUCUUCUCCAUUUCGACAUCUGUUUGUAGAUUUGGUUAAUCAAUAACCAUCCACUAAAAGAGACAUUUGAAUAUCUUAGGCAGUGAAUGGUGACAAGGUUUUUCAAAAGCUUUUGAAAGGAAUGGGUGACAUGGACGAUUUCACGGAUUUGAUUAGGAUAAAGAUUAAGAUAUUGCAUUCUACAACACAAAACUUAAGUAACAAUGAUGAUAACAACUGGCAAGCUCCUAGCCGUUCUAGGGAAGAUCUGAUCGCAAGAGAAUCUCAUUGGGCGGAGUUGGUAUAUACGACAAGGCGAUUGUUGAUUGGUGAAGUUGCUGAAUGUUUAUCAAAUAUAUCAAUGCUGCUUGUGGAUCAAGUAAAUGUUACGGGUCCAUCAGCCCGGAGAUUGCGGCAAGAAAGAGUGGUUGAAUCAGGAAGCCUAUUGUGUAAUUUAGGAAGUUCAAUUCUUGCGCUAGGCCAUGCCACCUCAAGAAUUAGUAUGGGAGAAACACAAUUAUCUCACGAUGAUGUUGGUCGUGCAGUGUUCAUAUCCCCAACAGGGCAAAAUCAGUUACAGGAAGAGCUUUCAGAUUCAGAUUCAGAACAUGAGAUGGUAAACUCAGUUACUACAUUAAACCUAUACUAUAGCAAAGCCAAGAAAGAGAUGGUUGGAGUUUUUGCCUCUGAGACAUUGUUUUUGGAUGUGGACGACGCAGAGCGAGUGAAAUUUGGUGGAGGCAAAAGGAAGCAAUUAGAGAUGCAGAAAAGAGAAGCUUUUAUAUUUUCAUUUGAAACACUAUACUGAGCCAACGCGGUGGUUGAGCCUGAAGCCAUGAUGAUCGGAGAACAAAGAACUCCGAGAUCUCCUUACGAAUGGCUCAAAUCCACGGCGCAAGAACUCGAGUUAAGAGAUCGGUGCCGGCGCGUGAAGUCACGUAUCAAGGUUACGUGUCGUAACAACAAUUGUGCUUAUAAUUGUGUUCAUCAUCAUCAGAGACAUCAGAGCCAUCAGAGUUAUCCUGGAGAUUUCAGUUACGAUCCGUUGAGUUACGCGCUCAAUUUCGAGGAUAAUGUCAGAGCUGAUGAAGAUGGUUCUUUUCCGAAUUUCACGGCGAGGUUGCCUCAGUCGCCGGUGACGAAGACGAGAUCAGCGACUGUUGAUUUGAUCUCGUUUUGACGGUUAAUUAAUUAAUAAAUUCUUU